UAGAGCAACACAGCAGGCCAGGCAACAUCAAAGGAGCAGGAAAGCUGACGUUUCGGGUCGGGACCCUUCUCCAGAAAGUUGCAAAUGAAGCAGAUAGCUCUGUAAAGCAACCAGUCCUGGUUUGAAGAUGUGUUGACAUUUCUGUGGGUGACUGCGCGAUUCAGGGCGCCGAGGGUGUCUUUCUAUCACCUACACGUCUAGCUCUCUCCCCACUCCCCUGUAAACAGUUGCUGCCUCUCUGAGCUGCUGAGGACGGCUAUCAUUGGGUAGCUGCAAUGUCAAUCUCCCUGGAGGGACGAAGUCAUGUGUUACAAUGUGUUACAAAGUUGUGUUCAGGCUGCAGCGCGAUCGCACAAAUUGCUGACUUGGGAACUGAAGGCUGCAAAAUGGGUUCGUAUUCGUCACAUCUGUCCAAGAUCGAGGAUCUGCAAGGAAUUAUCCAGGAGACGGGCUUCACUAAGGCUCACAUCUGUCGUCUCUACGAUCGAUUUGAAGAGUUGGACAAAAGUAACAAGGGAAGUUUGAGCCGGGAAGAUUUCCAACAGAUCGGAGAGCUUGCUGUGAAUCCGCUUGGAGAUCGGAUAAUCAAUGCUUUCUUCCCCAAUGAGAAACAGUCUCUGGACUUCCGCUCAUUCAUCCGGAUCUUGGCAUGCUUCCGACCCACGGUAAAGAACAAGUUAGCUGAUCCCAAUGCACCAGAGCCAAUUAAUAGUCGAAACAACAAGCUGCGGUUUGCUUUCCAACUGUAUGACUUGGACAGAGAUGGGAAAAUCUCCAGGGAGGAACUUAUUCAGGUAAAGUCUGCAAUGAGACUGCAGUGACAUUUGGAAAUCAGGAUAAUG
This is a messenger RNA of Rhincodon typus (whale shark), 842 nucleotides long. Its product is annotated as calcineurin B homologous protein 2-like. NCBI's taxonomy places the organism in Eukaryota, Metazoa, Chordata, Chondrichthyes, Orectolobiformes, Rhincodontidae. The transcript is spliced from 5 exons. Gene Ontology annotation, molecular function: calcium ion binding. The record is from RefSeq and is a predicted model, not a curated record. The coding region runs from base 276 to 821 and encodes 181 amino acids.